Macrosiphum euphorbiae (potato aphid) is the source of this 1887-nucleotide messenger RNA. The record is from the annotation of a GenBank genome assembly. NCBI's taxonomy places the organism in Eukaryota, Metazoa, Arthropoda, Insecta, Hemiptera, Aphididae.
AUGACCCGUCAUUGGGCGACGAGCUUGUUAAUCAUCGCACAGAUAUUCAACGCAGCAUGGGGCGGGGAAUACGAUCGAGCUCUAUUCGUCAAAUCCGAUGACAUAAGAAAAGCAAGAGAGAUACACACGAAAGUAGCCCAAAUAGCUCCAAAUUCUAUGGACCAGACGGUGGACCAUAUACUCACGUGGUUACAAACAAGAUAUCAAAAUCAACAGUCUCAGCGUUUGGCUCGCCAGGACAACAAUGAACAGCGUCCCCGCCCGUUCGUAGCCUCUCCUGCUCAAUCGGACUACCGAGGAUAUCUACCACCGCAACCACCACCACAACCGGAGUUCAACAUACCGACGACCUCAUCACAAUAUCAGCCCACCGGCACCCCAUCACAAUAUCAGCCCACCGGCACCCCAUCACAAUAUCAGCCCACCGGCAAUCCAUCACAAUAUCAGCCCACCGGCACCCCAUCACAAUAUCAGCCCACCGGCAAUCCAUCACAAUAUCAGCCCACCGCCACCCCAUCCGUAAGCAUAAGCCCAUAUUAUGGACAGACUUCCGAACCCGGUCAGACGGCACCACCUCCGUUACCGUCGGAGGAUACUCCGCCACAGCCUUUGGCACCGAUUGCGGGGCUCGAACCACUAUCCUCGUCGUCACCAAACGUCUCACCACAGACACCGGGCUUCGUGGACGAGCCAACCAGUUUCCAGGUACCAAAUCCAUCUUUGCGACCAGAAUUGAAUAACCCAGAAACCCUUCAAAUGAACACCAACGACAUUGUACACCCCCCACACAUACACGAGAUGAACGUGCAAUGUUCAAAAGAUAUGAUGACCAUUAACGUCGAGUUCAACAAACCGUACGAUGGCGUCGUUUACUCAAAGGGGUUCUAUAACACACCGGAGUGCAGAUAUGUGAACCCGAAUUCCGGCCAGACAAAGUAUUCGUUCAAAGUGAUGUUGAACUCUUGCGGGACGCAUUUCGUCGACGAAUUCUCUUCGGGCAAACAGGCAUACUUGGAAAACGUACUGGUCGUGCAAAACGAACCUGGGAUACAAGAAGUCUGGGACGUCAUCCGUAGUGUCAGAUGUCUGUGGGAAGGCAAUUUGAAUAAAGCUCUGUCUAUUGCGUUGAACAUCGGUAUGCUGAACCAGGAAGUGGUGACGUUCAGUGGAGAUACGGCGACUGCCCGACUUGAUAUCCAAACCGGCAAAGGACCGUUCGCACCGAUCGCUAACGGUUUAGUGAAAAUCGGUGAGACCAUGACGUUGGUCGUGACCGUGGACGGCGAUCCAGGAUUCAACAUAUUAGUGAGGGAAUGCGUGGCCCGAGACAACAACCCCGAGUCGGGCAAUCAACUGCAGCUGACCGACGCCCAAGGGUGCGUGUCGAAACCCAAGCUUUUCGGCAGCUUCCAAACGACGACGAACCCGGCUACUGGUUCGUUGAUAGCCUACGCAUACUUCCAAGCUUUCAAAUUUCCGGACGUCAUGGACCUGUUGAUCGAGUGCAACGUCGAACUGUGCAAAGCCAACUGUCAGCCGUGUUCAGAAACGAAUCAAAAAAUCGAUCCCGGUCGUAAAAGACGAGACGUGCACAAUAUUGCGACGAACAAUACGAUCAAUACGUCCGGCGACAGUGCGGAUUCUAUGAUGUUGGUCGGUCGCGUACACGUUUACUCGCCCGACGACCUGCUGGCCGACAAUUUCAAUCAGUCCGCCACCGACGUGCUGGAUCCGCUACAGGCGUUCACGACGGGCGACCGAACUUUGUGCAUCUCAUCAAAAAAGUUUUAUAUGACCUAUUCGUUUAUGGUCGCAGUGACAUUAAUAUCGAGUGCAAUGAGCAUGGUCCUGUGGAUUCGAUUACAACGCAAGAUCUAUAAAGAUUAA